This is a messenger RNA of Rotaria sp. Silwood1, 1806 nucleotides long. Lineage: Eukaryota; Metazoa; Rotifera; Eurotatoria; Philodinida; Philodinidae. The record is from the annotation of a GenBank genome assembly.
AUGCUACCUGCUUCUCAAUCUACAACGCCAGAAAAUACUGUUGAUGAUUGUAUCAUAUGUUUGAGUGCUCUUGCUCAGGGCACUCCUCUUUUGACGUUGUCUUGUGGUCAUAAAUACCAUUUCCAAUGUCUAGCAUCGAACAUCAAAGCACAAAAUAAAGAAUGUCCUUUGUGUCGUGCUAAAAUUGAAGAUUCGGUUAUUCAAACAUUUGCACGCCCUGUUCAGCUGUCAUUACAACAACAACAACCGAUUAGACGUCCACCUCGUGACGUUGUUCCUUCGGUUGAAGAUCUCAUCGAUGAGGUUGCUGUACGAGAACUUAGCGAUCGUCUUGCUUCUGCUCGCCAGACGGCAAUCACUUCAUCUAGUGAUACUGACAAUCUUCCAUUGGUAACUGUUUCAACAACAUUAGAAUAUGAAGCUCAAGCUUCGCAUGAAGAAUCAAAUAUUUAUGGCCUUGUCACUCUUCAAGCACCAACUGUUAUCCAACCGGUAGAGGCCGAAUCGCUUGUGCAGUCUCAUAUUCCAAUUGAUCUUGUUUGUGUUGUUGAUCAAAGUGGAUCGAUGUCAGGUGACAAAAUAGCCUUAUUGAAACAAACUUUGAUCUAUAUUGUCGAAAAAAUGAAUGAACUUGAUCGGCUGGCCAUUAUUUCAUUCAAUACUACCGCUUUUGAUCGUUCACAUGGUCUUAAGCGGAUGAAUCAACAAAACAAACAGAUCGUGAUUAAUGCGAUCAAUACUGAUAUUACCAGUGAAGGUGGCACUUAUAUUGGAAGUGGACUACAAAUGGCCAUCAACUCAUUCAGUAGUCGUCAAACAAAAAAUCCAUUGAAUGGUUUGCUCUUACUUACCGAUGGUCAAGACAAUGACAGUCAUGACUACACGCAACUAAUGCAAACUUUACCCAGUGGUGUUCAAUGUCACACAUUUGGUUACGGAUCCGAUCAUGCGGCUUCAUUAUUAGUGCAGUUAGCCGAGCAAGGAAAUGGCGGUACAUUCACUUAUAUUGAUGAAGAACACGCUAUAGGUCCUGCAUUUGCAAUGGCUCUCGGUGGCCUAUUUACAUGUGUUGCGCAGAAGCUUCAUAUCAACAUCGAGUUCACUGAAGGCUAUAAAAUCACUCAUGUCCAUUCGAAAUAUAAAUAUGAACCUGAACAAUUGCCCUCAGCCAAACUUAAUGUCAAGUUGCACGAUUUGAAUGCUGAAGAAAAGCGGAACUUUGUUUUUCAAUUAUAUGUACCCAAAUGGGACAAUAACGAACAAAAUGUAGACAUGACUAGUCAACAACUAAUGUCUUUGUCUCAAUCUUCAAAAGAAAUACAAUUAUUUAAAAAUCAAAUCAUUGGUAAUGUAACCGUCGUCUACAUCGAUCCCAAUAGCCGUCGCGCAAUAACAACAGAUCCAGUUUCGUUCAAUUUAGUUCGAAGUUCUCAUCCUCCAUCUGAUUUGCUUCGCGUCAAUCAUGUGCUUGAUAUACAACGAAAUCGUGUAGAAACAGCACAUGCACUGGCACAAGCAAUGGCCGAGGAUAACUAUCGACAAUCACGUAAUAUUCUCAAAGCUCAAGUAGAGAAGAUCAAGACCAGUGUAUCUGGACAAGAUCCUUUCUGUCAAAAGUUAAUUAAAGAUCUUCAAUACCGCUAUUCAUCAGAACGUGCUUAUCGAUCAUCACAUCAAAAUAAUUAUGUAUGUCAUGGAACGGAACGUGGCACAUACACACCGGCAAGCAAUAUAAGCUCACGACAGUAUGUUAGUUUCAAUCAACAGCAAAUGGUUUUUGAUUUUGUAAAUAAUAAAACUUCAUAA